Alnus glutinosa is the source of this 1674-nucleotide messenger RNA. RefSeq names its product OVARIAN TUMOR DOMAIN-containing deubiquitinating enzyme 9. The record is from RefSeq and is a predicted model, not a curated record. The transcript has 11 exons. Bases 325 to 1455 code for a protein of 376 amino acids. NCBI's taxonomy places the organism in Eukaryota, Viridiplantae, Streptophyta, Magnoliopsida, Fagales, Betulaceae. Gene Ontology annotation, biological process: protein deubiquitination. Gene Ontology annotation, molecular function: cysteine-type deubiquitinase activity.
GAAAAUGUACGAAAAGAAACCGAUUUCAAGAAAAGCAGGCCUAAACUGACGGCGAUUUUCACCGACUUCGCGGGUAUCCGGCCCACCUAUAUUCUUUCCGUUGCGAGUCCGUAUCCAUAGCUGCUCGACAUUUAACCCCCCCUGGCGCGUGCGUUCCACGCCCACUAUGUUUUUCUUUCUGAAAAGGUUUCUUAAACCUCGAUCGCCUUCACAAACCACAAUCAAUCUUUGGGCUCUCGGAGUUACCGAAAUCUUUUGGGGAAUAGAGAUAAAGCAAGCAACAUAGUUGUAGGAGUAGACGGCACGCACCUUUUGGGUAUUGACAUGCGCAUGGCAACUUAUGAUCUAGAUCCUGAUGUUACUCGGUGGGGUCUCCAUCUAAUAGAUGUUUGCACUCUUACAAAUAAUGGUUGUUGUAAUUCCAUUACUCGAUAUGACCAAGAUUUGAGUCAAGUUGAGUAUGUCAGCGAAGGUUAUUGUGAGAAAGCUAUUGUGGAGAAUGAUGAGGCUGUAGCACGUGCUCUUCAAGAAGAAUUUACGCGAAUCGAUUCUUUAGAAGCUUCUGGAUUAUCUAAUGUUGGGGAAGAGAAUACGCAAGCAUCCGUUCUUGCACAGGACUGGCUUGGUCCUUCAAAGAGACACUACAGUAUUGGGAUUGACAAAGAUAAGAAAGCAGCAAGUAAUCCUGGCAGAAAUAUGGAAGAUGCAGAUCCCAGCAAAAACAUAAUGGAGGAGGCUGAUGAUCAUAGCAAAAUGGAAAAUGAUUGGGUGGCUGAAAUUGGAAUUUUCCAUUCAUGCUUUAGCCCAGGAGAAAAAUCAUCAUAUGUGGAAGACUUUUCAAAUACAUUGGACAUAACAGAUGAGUCUGCUCUUGAUGGUGAAGUAGGCAAAAGAUUGAAUCAGAUGGUUCCUGUUCCUCAUGUUCCUAAAACUAAUGAGAAAAUACCCUCGGCUGAUGAGGAAAUAACAGAUCAUCAAAGGCUACUAGAGAGGCUGGAGUUAUAUGGUUUGGUUGAGCUUAAGGUUCAAGGAGAUGGUAACUGUCAGUUUCGUGCUUUAUCCGAUCAACUGUAUCGUUCUCCUGAGCACCACGCUGUUGUAAGAGAACAGAUUAUCCAACAGCUGAAGUCUCACCCGGAAAUGUACGAGGGUUAUGUACCCAUGGCUUACAAUGACUAUUUGAAGAAAAUAAGCAAGAAUGGCGAAUGGGGUGAUCAUGUGACAUUGCAGGCUGCUGCAGAUUGGUAUGGUGUCAAGAUGUUUGUGUUAACUUCAUUCAAGGACACAUGUUACAUUGAGAUCCUUCCAGAUAGGCAGAAGUCCAAACGAAUUAUUUUCCUGAGCUUUUGGGCUGAGGUGCAUUACAAUUCAAUUUAUCCAGAAGGAGAUAUGCCUGCAUCCGACACAAAGAAAAAGAAGAAAUGGUGGAAUUUUUCAGGCUUGAUUGGCACAUGAUAUGAUGGUUUGGUUUGCAGUAAUUUUAGAAGCUUUAGAUAUAUAUGGUGGAUCGGAAUGUGUACAUGGUUCCUUUUGGGUGACGACUGCUGCUGCUGCUGAUUCUUUUGUACAUAUAUAUAGUAUUUAUAUUCUUUUGACUUUAAAGGUCAUUUUAGCUCAUCAUGUAAAUAUGUUUUCCAUCAUUUUUUUAUAUUUGAUUUUCUAUCCGUUUACUAA